CGCCGGAUCCAGGGCGCGCCCUUCAAGGUGCUCGACGCGCCGGGCCUGAGCGACGACUUCUACCUGGAUCUGGUGCACUGGAGCUCGUCGAACGUCCUCGCCGUGGGGCUCGGGUCCAAGGUUUAUCUUCGGAGCCCGCGGAGCGCAGCGCGGGAAAAGGGCGCGACCUCGCGCGUCGACGAGCUCUGCGACGUCGGCGCGCGCGACGCGGUGUCGUCGCUCGCCUGGAACGCGCGGGGGUCGCUCCUGGCCGUCGGGUCGCGGUCCGGGCGCAUCGCCGUCUGGGACUUUGGGAAUGUCGCACUCUUUUCCUGCCCAGGCGACGCGCCGGGCCACGGCGCGCGCGUGGGCACGCUGUGCUGGCGCGGCGACGCGCUGGCGUCCGGGAGCCGGGACCGCGCCAUCUGCUGCCGCGACGUGCGCGAGCCGCGGAGCAACUACGCGCGGCUCCGCGCGCACCGCCAGGAGGUCUGCGGCCUGCGCUGGAGCCCCUGCGGCGACUUCCUCGCGUCCGGCGGCAACGACAACGACUUGAAGGUCUGGGACGCGCGGCGCCUGCUGCAGUCCUUCGGGGACCACGUCGCGGCCGUCAAGGCCAUCGCCUGGUCCCCCCACAAGCGCGGCUCCCUGGCGUCCGGCGCGGGCACGGCGGACCGCACGAUCAAGUUCUGGGACGCGCGGACCUGCGCGCUCGUCGACAGCGUCGACACGGGCAGCCAGGUCUGCGCGCUCGCGUGGUCGCGGUCCGUCGACGAGCUCGUGUCGACGCACGGCUACUCGCUGAACCAGAUCUGCAUCUGGAACGUGCCGAGCCUGACGAACUACGCGACGCUCACGGGCCACUGCCGCCGCGUGCUCUACCUCGCCAUCUCGCCGGACAACCAGACCAUCGUCACGGGCGCGGGCGACGAGACGCUCCGCUUCUGGUCCUGCUUCCCGGGCGCGCGG
This is a messenger RNA of Aureococcus anophagefferens, 948 nucleotides long. RefSeq lists its product as hypothetical. Gene Ontology annotation, molecular function: anaphase-promoting complex binding; protein binding; ubiquitin ligase activator activity. Gene Ontology annotation, cellular component: anaphase-promoting complex. The transcript has 4 exons. The annotation marks the transcript as partial. Gene Ontology annotation, biological process: positive regulation of anaphase-promoting complex-dependent catabolic process; positive regulation of ubiquitin protein ligase activity; anaphase-promoting complex-dependent catabolic process. Lineage: Eukaryota; Pelagophyceae; Pelagomonadales; Pelagomonadaceae. The record is from RefSeq and is a predicted model, not a curated record.